CAAGUAGUGAAGGCAGUAAAGGUAGAAGUGCUAGCAGUUUGAACACCAGCAGUUCGAGCACCAGCAACGCAGAAACGUACUGUAAUGAUAAAUGCCAGUCUAACAUUAAGGCACUCAAUCAUACUAGAAUGAAUAAAAAUACAAGGGUAAAUAAG
Racocetra persica is the source of this 155-nucleotide messenger RNA. The record is from the annotation of a GenBank genome assembly. NCBI's taxonomy places the organism in Eukaryota, Fungi, Glomeromycota, Glomeromycetes, Diversisporales, Gigasporaceae.